Messenger RNA from Salarias fasciatus (jewelled blenny), 1194 nucleotides. RefSeq names its product gastrula zinc finger protein XlCGF8.2DB-like. Gene Ontology annotation, biological process: regulation of transcription by RNA polymerase II. Gene Ontology annotation, cellular component: nucleus. The record is from RefSeq and is a predicted model, not a curated record. The coding region runs from base 161 to 1093 and encodes 310 amino acids. Gene Ontology annotation, molecular function: DNA-binding transcription factor activity, RNA polymerase II-specific. The transcript has a single exon. NCBI's taxonomy places the organism in Eukaryota, Metazoa, Chordata, Actinopteri, Blenniiformes, Blenniidae.
AGAACCAGGAUCUCCACAGAUAAAAGAGGAACCAGAAGAACCAGGAUCUCCACAGAUAAAAGAGGAACCAGAAGAACCAGGGCUUCUUCAGUUUCCAGAGGACCAGGAGGAAUCAGGGCCUCCAGAGACUGAGGAGCACCAGGAUCUGGGUUCCAGCCAGAUGGGGGCGUGGCCUGUUGUGACAUUUGAAAGUGAAACCUUGAAGGUUCCUUCUGUUGAGGAGCAGAGUGACCUGAGUGACCCAGAAGAACCAGACCCUGAGCAGCUCCUCUCCCAGGACUCUGAAGUCCACCAUGAGAACAACCUGAUUGACUUUCCAGUUUCAGAGAAGCAGGCUGGAUGCGAGGAAACGUGUGGUGAUCCUGUCCGUAAAAAAACAAAACUACGUCAGAAGGCAAGAAGGGUCACUGAUGAGAAGAAAACUUGUGACACACGUUUUAAAAGUUUCACCAGUGUUAUUAGUCGCCAGGGUUAUUUGUUUGCCCACAUGAGAAUUGACACAGGCAAGAAGCUGCAUUCUUGUGAAGAAUGUGGAAAAAGUUUCAAGAGACAGCGCAAUUUGUUGAACCACAUGCGGAUUCACACUGGUGAGAAGCCGUAUUCUUGUGAAACAUGUGGAAAAAGUUUCAGUGGACAUUACAAUUUGUUGGUCCACAUGAGGACUCACACAGGCGAGAAGCCGUAUUCUUGUGAAACAUGUGGAAAAAGCUUCAGUUUCAAGUGUCAUUUUUUGGUCCAUAUGAGGAUUCACACAGGUGAGAAGCCAUAUUCUUGUGAAACAUGUGGAAAAAGUUUCAGUGGACAUUACAAUUUGUUGGUCCACAUGAGGACUCACACAGGCGAGAAGCCGUAUUCUUGUGAAACAUGUGGAAAAAGUUUCAGGAAUAAGAGUGAUUUGUCACACCACAUGAGGACUCACACAGGUGAGAAGCCGUAUUCUUGUGAAACAUGUGGAAAAAGGUUCAGGAAUAAGAGUGCUUUGUCACGCCACAUUAAGACUCACACAGGUGAGAAGCCGUAUUCUUGUGAAACCUGUGGGAAGAGAUUUACUCGCCGUCGUUUAUUACUGCAACACCUUGAAAGUCACAAAUAGAUGGAGGCAUGAAAGACUCUUGGAGAGCUCUUUCAGGAAGUUCAACCACAUGUAACCCUGGGUGAAAAUCUCAAAAUUCCCACUUUCUGCAAGUCCCUCGA